AUCGGCCCCACCCCCCCCUUUUCAAUUGAAUUUGAUUUCUGAUUGAUAAUCCCACUCUCUCUCUCUCGUCCCCACUUCUCCUGUCUUCCCCCGCCGGCCAAUCAACUGAAGUUCAGCCGGAAAAGAUCUCGUUCCUCUCUCUCCAACACGCACGCGCUCGUAUUCACAGGACUUGGAUCGCGCGCGCUUUCACACCUCUCUCCAGCUGAAGCGAGGACAUAAUUGAAAAUCCGAUAUCGUGCGGAUUUUUCUACCAGGUUGUUUCGUUUCCUCUCGAUUGACGAUGACGAACGAUCGAGUCACUUAGGGUUUUACUUUGAGUUCGCGGAAGUGAGGAUUGUAGUCUGAGCUUCCGGAUUCGUGCGAUUCUUUCGAUUCUUUUUUUAUAGUGUUUGAGUAAUAGGGAAAGGGGGUUGAAUUGUAGAGUGUGAGGUUGGAAAUUAGUUGAGAGAUGUCGAAGGUGAUUUACGAGGGGUGGAUGGUCCGGUACGGUAGGAGGAAGAUCGGGCGAUCCUUCAUUCAUAUGCGGUACUUCGUGCUCGAGUCCCGAUUGCUUGCUUAUUACAAGAGGAAGCCUCAGGACAACGUGGUCCCAAUAAAGACCUUUCUCAUAGAUGGCAAUUGCCGGGUGGAAGAUAGAGGCUUGAAGACUCACCAUGGACAUAUGGUCUAUGUUUUGUCUGUCUACAACAAGAAAGAGAAGUACCAUCGAAUUACCAUGGCAGCAUUUAAUAUCCAGGAGGCACUUAUCUGGAAAGACAAAAUUGAAUUUGUUAUUGAUCAGCAUCAGGGGUCACUAGUUGCCAAUGGUAACAAGUACGUUUCUUUUGAAUACAAAUCUGGAAUCGAAAAUGGCAGGAAAUCUUCCUCAUCUGAUCAAGAAAGUCAGUACAGUGCCCCUGAAGAUGUAGACGAUUCGCGUCCAAAUUUGUUGCGGAGAACAACAAUGGGAAAUGGUCCUCCUGAAUCUAUAUUUGACUGGACAACAGAAAUAGACUCAGACUUGUCAAAUCAGAAUGCAAGCAAUCAAGCAUUCUCCAGAAAACAUUGGCGUCUUCUCCAGUGCCAAAAUGGACUUCGCAUUUUUGAAGAGCUUCUUGAAGUUGAUUUCCUUCCAAAAAGCUGUAGUAGAGCGAUGAAGGCUGUAGGGGUUGUGGAGUCUACCUGUGAAGAAAUAUUUGAGCUUGUUAUGAGCAUGGAUGCAACACGGUUUGAGUGGGACUGCAGUUUCCAGUAUGGUAGCUUAGUGGAGGAAGUAGAUGGACAUACUGCGAUUCUCUAUCACAGAUUACUGCUGGACUGGUUUCCAGUGAUUGUGUGGCCCCGCGACCUUUGUUAUGUCCGUUAUUGGCGCCGAAAUGAUGAUGGAAGUUAUGUUGUGUUAUUCCGUUCUAGAGAACACGAGAAUUGCGGUCCACAACCUGGAUUUGUCCGUGCCCAUAUUGAGAGUGGAGGAUUCAAUAUUUCCCCGCUGAAAUCUCGAAACGGUAGACCUCGAACUCAGGUACAGCACCUUAUGCAAAUUGAUCUGAAAGGAUGGGGCGUGGGUUACGUUUCAUCAUUUCAGCAACAUUGCCUCCUUCAGAUGUUAAAUUGUGUUGCAGGACUGCGUGAGUAUUUUUCUCAAACAGAUGAAAGGUGUGCUCCUCCAAGAAUCCCAGUUAUGGUAAAUAUGGCUUCUGCCUCUGCUUCAAAGAAGAGUCAGAAGCUCCAGGAUUCCUCUGUUGGUCCUUCUCUUGAUCAAAUUAAUGCUGCGAACAAAAAUGCAGUGAUGAUGGAUGAGUACUCUGAUGACGACGACGAACUCCAAACACCUGACCAAGAGGCGUCCUCAUCCAGCCUUGAGAGUGAAGUGAAGAAAACAGCUUUAGAGGAUGAAUGCACUGAUCAAAUUGAUUUGUCCUGUUUCUCGGGUAACCUACGACAUGAUGAUCGGGAUAAUGGUCGUGACUGCUGGAAAAUAUCUGAUGGAAACAACUUUAGAGUUCGUAGCAAGAAUUUUUGUUAUGACAAGUCGAAGAUUCCUGCAGGUAAGCAUCUGAUGGAUCUUGUUGCUGUUGAUUGGUUCAAGGACACAAAGCGGAUAGAUCAUGUUGCUAGGCGCCGUGGCUGUGCCGCACAAGUUGCCUCUGAAAAAGGAUAUUUCUCCAUUAUUUUUAACAUACAAGUACCUGGUUCAACACAUUACAGUAUGGUUUUCUAUUUUGUGUCAAAGCAAUUAGUACCUGGAUCACUCUUGCAACGGUUUGUUGAUGGGGAUGAUGAGUUCCGUACAAGUAGACUGAAGCUUAUCCCCGGAUGCCCCAAGGGCUCAUGGAUCGUGCGUCAGAGUGUUGGCAGCACCCCUUGUUUACUGGGAAAAGCAAUUGAUUGCAACUAUAUCCGUGGUCCUAAGUACUUGGAAAUUGAUUGUGACAUAGGUUCAUCUACGGUGGCUAACGGAGUUUUGGGGCUUGUAGUUGGUGUAAUAACAACACUGGUAGUUGACAUGGCUUUCCUAGUACAGGCAAACACUGUGGAUGAGUUGCCGGAGCGACUUAUAGGCGCUGUACGUGUUUCGCAUAUAGAGUUAAAAUCUGCUAUUGUUCCAAAUCUUGAUGAAGAGCCUUCUGGGUAAAUCUGCCGUUACUGUGGAAAUUUAUAGAAGAUCAUUUGUUUACAUGUGCCAUUUUUUCAGCUCCCAAUUUACCCGUCCAUUUAUUUGUCAUUGUCAGUUUUAUGAAACUGAAUAUUUGAUGAAAGUAGUUCUUGCUUAGUUUCUUUUUAGGUUGAGGUAUAUAUAGACAUUUUUACUUUCCUCGUGCUCAUUUAUAAAGCUACUCUUCUUCUUGCUUA
This is a messenger RNA of Rhododendron vialii, 2835 nucleotides long. Its product is annotated as protein ENHANCED DISEASE RESISTANCE 2. The coding region runs from base 452 to 2617 and encodes 721 amino acids. Gene Ontology annotation, molecular function: lipid binding. NCBI's taxonomy places the organism in Eukaryota, Viridiplantae, Streptophyta, Magnoliopsida, Ericales, Ericaceae. The transcript has 23 exons. The record is from RefSeq and is a predicted model, not a curated record.